UAUUUGGCCCCACACACACCCCCUUGAUUUAUGGCGUAAUGGGCAAUCCUCCGGAGAGCUAGCCUUUAUUCGUGAUUCGGCCACAAAACCUGGAAAACGAAUCAACUAAAAUGGGGCCUUUAAAAAAGUCGACCAGAAAAAGUUGAAGACGCCGACCAAUGUCCAAAGCAAGUUGCGGAGCCUUCAUGACUAAGCAAGCUCCGACGUACGUGUUCUACAGAAGCUUUAGCUUCUUAAGCAAGUUCCUUGAGCACCCCUACCUUUAUUAAAGCCUCCGCCAUUAAUUCUGCUUGCUCUUCAUCGCUCCUUAUGCUCGGAGCUUGAAUUUAUCAUCCUUCACUUGGGAUGGAUCACGCCGACGACGACCGACCCGAAAUUGUAUUCUUCGACCUUGAAACCAUCCACCCAACUCGAGUCAUCGUGGAGUUCGGAGCCAUCUUGAUUUGCCCCAAGACGCUAAAAGAGCUCCAAGAACCCUGCUCCACCUUGGUCCGACCCGCCGACCCUUCCCUCAUCCCCGCCGGCUUCCAGCGUAGCAACGGAAUCACUAGCGAUUCUAUUGCCCGGGCUCCUACUUUUGCCGAAAUCGCCGACGAUGUUUAUAAGCUUCUUCAUGAUCGGAUUUGGGCGGGGCAUAAUAUGUUAAAAUUUGACAGUGGCUGCAUCAGAGAGGCAUUUACUCAGAUUAACCGGCCCCCUCCGGAACCCAAAGGUUUUAUUGACUCGUUAGUUUCGUUGACUGAAACGUUUGGGAGGAGAGCUGGGAACAUGACGUUGGCCACCCUUGCAGAGUAUUUUGGGCUUGAAAAACAGACACACAGGAGCUUAGAUGAUGUUCGGACCAAUAUUGAAGUAAUUAAAUGCUGCGCAACGGCUAUGUUCCUGGAAUCGAGUCUUGUAGAUGCAUCCACAGUGAAUAGCAGGAGUUCUGCAGAAGCUGCUGCAAGUCAUAGCAAUGAAAUACUUUUACCACAUGAAGGCUCAUCACACACUAUACCUCAGAAGCAUUUUUUCACCUUCGGUCCUCUUCGUGAUGAAACAAACCAAGAAACAAUUCAGGCACAGAUGUUUUCUUCAGCCGCCGUGUCUGAGGCUUGCACCACCAUUUUUGCUGUUUUAAAGCUCCAUCAAAUAGCUGUCCCCCGCCUCACUGCAUCUUCUGUUCGAUCAGAUCAUGGUGAUCUAAAGAUACAACUACGGCACGAAGGCGUCCCGUUUCAACUUUGUUGUGAUCAUCUUAAAAUACUAUUUGGAAUAAACGACAAGUAUUUUGAUCGUGCGGGCCUACCAAAAUUGAGUAUUGUGGUUGAUCUUCAUCCAUCAAAAACCCUAUGCGAGGUUCUUGAAGCUUGUGACAGUAUUGCAAAGAGCUCAUAUUUAGAUCCUGGGCAUGGUGGGAACCCUGAUUAUUGGAGGCCACUCGUCGCCAAAAGCGAUGGCUUCUACGAUUAUCCCACUGUGCGAUUGCGGAUACCUACGGCAAAAUGCGGGAAUGUAGCCAUAUAUGCAGCUGAAAUGUACCAGAGAGAUUCAUCAUCCGGCACUAAGAAGAGGAUGUUCUUCGAUAAGUUUGAUGUUGCAGAGCUGGGUUCCUUGCUCAGGCAUGGUUCGUUUGUUGAUGCAGUCGUCUCCUUCGAUUUUUAUGAGUUCCAGGAGAAUGCAGGGAUUAGAUUGAUAGCCAAAGCCUUGACCGUUCAUUCCAAUUAGAAAACAAUAAUAUGUUAUCACCGCUUGAUAUAUUCAUGCCAGAUGAUGAGUAGAUAAUUAUAAAGUAUUGUAUCAGUGAAAUAAUCUUGGGAUGAACACUUUUAAAAAAAAAAAAAUUGCUUUUGCGCUUUAAGAUUGGAA
Messenger RNA from Neltuma alba, 1848 nucleotides. Its product is annotated as protein NEN1. Gene Ontology annotation, molecular function: nucleic acid binding; 3'-5' exonuclease activity. The coding region runs from base 346 to 1707 and encodes 453 amino acids. NCBI's taxonomy places the organism in Eukaryota, Viridiplantae, Streptophyta, Magnoliopsida, Fabales, Fabaceae. The transcript is spliced from 6 exons. The record is from RefSeq and is a predicted model, not a curated record.